Microthlaspi erraticum is the source of this 2838-nucleotide messenger RNA. The record is from the annotation of a GenBank genome assembly. Lineage: Eukaryota; Viridiplantae; Streptophyta; Magnoliopsida; Brassicales; Brassicaceae.
AUGCAGGCCAAUCUUGAUGAAAUUUGUGAUUCAGUGACCUUAAGAAUGAGUGCUACCGAGCAAACUCGAUCUGGCUCCGGCAACGGCAACGGCAACGGCAACGGCGAGGGGAUUCCCGACGAUUUACGUUGCAAGAGAUCCGACGGUAAACAGUGGAGAUGCACGGCAAUGUCCAUGCCCGAUAAGACCGUGUGUGAGAAGCACUACAUCCAGGCCAAGAAACGUGCGGCUAACUCUGCUUUCCGAGCAAGCCAGAAGAAAGUGAAACGGAGAUCAUCGUUGUUAGGCGAAGCAGAUACAUAUUCCGAAGGCAAGAUGGAGGAUUUCGAGAUGCCUGUGACCAGCAUUGAGCAGCACUAUGGCAACGGCUUUGCCUCUGCUUCCAAGAACGAUGGUGUUAGAGAGAAGAGACAUGAGAAAAGCAUGGCUCGUUACACGCACGAGACGCCGACGAUGAGGAAUUACUCUUCACGUGGUGUUGUUGCUGUGGAUUUGAACGAUGAGGUUUCUGGAGAUGUUGGAAUGUUUGAAGAGAGCUACAGAUCUUAUAGGACGCUACCGUCUGCUGCUUUGAUGGAGACGAGUUCACGCAACAGAUCAUCACACCAAAGCAUGAGCCCUAUGGAAUACUCAGCAGCGAGCACAGAUGAGUCUGAAGAGUCUUUGGGGCAGAUUUGUCAUCAGUGCCAAAGAAAAGAUGGAGAUAGAAUCGUUUCUUGCCUCAAAUGCAAUGAAAGAGCCUUCUGUGACACUUGUAUAUCCACACAGUACUCGGAGAUAUCACUUGAAGAAGCUGAGAAAGUUUGCCCUGCGUGUCGUGGUUUGUGUGAUUGCAAACUCUGCCUGCGUUCUGAUAAUACUAUAAAGGUACGGAUCCGAGAAAUACCGGUUUUGGACAAGUUGCAGUAUCUUUACCGUCUAUUGUCAGCUGUCCUUCCAGUGAUAAAGCAGAUCCAUCUUGAUCAAUGUACAGAAGUAGAACUAGAGAAGAGGCUUCGUGGAGCUAAGAUUGAUCUUGUCAGGGCAAGAUUGAAAGCAGAUGAGCAGAUGUGCUGCAACGUGUGCCGGAUACCAGUUGUUGAUUACUACCGUCAUUGUUCAAAUUGCUCAUAUGACCUGUGCCUGAGAUGCUGUCAAGAUCUACGUGCAGAGUCUUCUGUAGAGAUUAGUGAGACCAACGGAGUCAUAAGAGAGAGAGGAGGAGGAGUUCCUAAACUGAAACUGAACUUUUCAUAUAAGUUUCCUGAGUGGGAAGCUAACGGUGACGGGAGCAUCCCUUGCCCUCCUAAGGAAUAUGGAGGCUGCGGUUCGCAGUCUUUGAAUCUCGCACGCAUUUUCAAGAUGAAUUGGGUUGCAAAGCUUGUGAAAAACGCAGAGGAGAUGGUUGAUGGAUGCAAGAUGUCUGGUCUUCGGAACAGUGAGCUGUGUAAUUCUGGAUUCUGCAAGUUUGCUGAGAGAGAGGAGAGCAGUGACAACUUCGUGUACAGCCCGUCGCUUGAAACGGUUAAGUCUGAUGGAGUAACUAACUUUGAGAAACAAUGGGGAGAAGGUCGGCUUGUUGUUGUGAAAAAUGUACUUGAUGAUGAGUCAUCCUUCUCUAGAUGGGAUCCUGAGACUAUAUGGAGAGAUAUAGACGAGGUUUCAGAUGAGAAACUGAAAGAACAUGAUCCAUACUUGAAGGCCAUAAAUUGCUUGGAUGGGUCGGAGGUUGAUGUAACGCUUAGAGAGUUCACAAAAGCAUAUAGAGAUGGAAGAAACCAAGAUACUGGUGCUCCGUUACACUGGAAGUUAAAGGAUUGGCCGAGCCCAAGUGCUUCUGAGGAGUUCAUUUUCUACCAAAGACCUGAGUUUAUCAGAAGAUUUCCGUUUCUAGAGUACAUACAUCCACGGCUAGGCCUUUUGAACGUUGCAGCCAAGUUGCCUCAUUACUCGCUGCAAAAUGAUGAAGGUCCAAAGAUUUAUGUGUCUUGUGGGACUUGCCAAGAACCUGUUCCGGGUGAUUCGUUGAAUAAUAUUCACUACAGCAUGCGUGACAUGGUAUACCUCUUGGUGCACACAUCGGAAGGAACAAAACUCGAAAGUGCGAGAGAGACGAAUUCAGGUCCAGGAGAAUCUGAUGAGAAGAUGGUCGAAAAGGAGUCGCUUCUUAACCCUGAGGAAACAGUAAGGAUCGGAGAGUUACAUGAUCUAUCACUUGGUGAAGUCAAUAUGGAGAAGAAUGAAUCUGAUGAGAUGAUGUUGACUGUAAAUCCUGAGAACGUAGCAGAUCAAGGUCCUUCUUGCACGCCUUCAUGUUCAGGAGGAGCCCAGUGGGAUGUCUUUCGACGCCAAGACGUCCCAAAGCUGGCUGAGUAUUUGCAGAGAACAUUCCAGAAGCCUGACAAUUUUGUGUCACGCCCGUUGUAUGAAGGAGUUUUCUUAAAUGAACACCACAAGAGACGACUUAAAGACGAGUAUGGAGUUGAGCCAUGGACGUUUGAGCAAUGUCGUGGUGAGGCUAUCUUCAUUCCUGCUGGAUGUCCGUUCCAAGUCAGGAAUCUUCAGUCGAAUGUUCAAGUGGCGCUCGAUUUCUUGUGCCCUGAAAGCGUUGGAGAGUCAGCAAGGCUAGCUGAAGAAAUCAGGAGUUUGCCUAACGACCAUGAGGCAAAACUUCAGAUUCUUGAGAUUGGAAAGAUAUCGUUAUACGCAGCUAGCUCAGCCAUCAAAGAGGUUCAGAAACUGGUCUUGGAUCCAAAAUUUGGAGCAGAGCUUCGUUUUGAGGAUCCCAACUUAACCAAAGCAGUCUCUCACAACUUGGACAAAGUGAUCAAGCGGCCGCAGCAAAUUAGCUGCACUUGA